Molecule: messenger RNA, 4783 nt
Organism: Schistosoma haematobium
Lineage: Eukaryota; Metazoa; Platyhelminthes; Trematoda; Strigeidida; Schistosomatidae
Exons: 9
Coding region: 1968-4265 (765 amino acids)
Biological process (GO): response to radiation; error-prone translesion synthesis
Cellular component (GO): nucleus; site of double-strand break; replication fork
Molecular function (GO): damaged DNA binding; DNA-directed DNA polymerase activity
Source: RefSeq, a predicted model, not a curated record
GUCUUUUCAAAAUCCCAUCCAUUGUUGCCAAGGUAGUUUCUCACUAAUGCAGUUAUACUUCUCGAUUCAUCACAUCAGUUAGUGUCAUUAUAGGUCUUUAUAAAUCUUCAGCGUUUAGGUCUGCAAACUGACGCUUAUCAGGUUAAUCUUUUCGACAUUUACUCUACUACGGUCUGUUAAGACACGGCAUUCAAACAAUAGCAUUACCAUAUGGUAAACACAUGUUUACAACAGUAGGGGUCCAUCUAGAAACACGAGAAAACUAAUUAUGCGUAUGUUAUAGAAAUAAACCCUGGAAUCACAAGGAAAGAGUGGUGUAAGAGGACCCAUAAUUGUUGUCGACAUUUAGGACCGUGAGGCUAAUUCCGCGCGUUUAGUCUUGUGAUGAAAAGCUUAAUAAAUCUCCCCUAAAGUAAAUCGCUUUUGUCAGUUUGAGCUUCAGGAUUGUUUUGUAACUUCCAAACAACAAUGGCAUGAGAAUUCGGAUUGGUGAAAUUAUAAUUUGUAGACAGAUCGACCAGCUACAAAAUCGUUUUACUGAAUUACCUUUUGCGAUGUGAGAUGCUAAUAUCAGAUCACUUCAGCCAGAAAAGUAAGGGGCGUGCUCGUUCUGUCGACUCGUUGUGAUGUUCGUGAAGUUCGGGCGAAACUAAUUGUUGGACGACCUUUGAGCGACGUUAAAGUCACCUCGAGAGUGUCCACCUCAUAACUAGGACCAAAUAAGGGUUACAAAACAGUAUGAGGAACUAAAAUUAUGGUUUACAUUUGAUUUAUGUUCACAUCACGAACUGACAUCAACUAUAAUGCCGAAACUCUACUUAGCCAAAUGGAUGAGUGAAUUUCGCGUCAAAAUCCGAGACCUGUUAUUUUGUACCUGAUUAGUUCGUCCAUAAAUUAUAGUCUCGUCAAAGUUUGCAAUUUUUUCCAGUGACGUGUUUCUGAAAUCCUGUAGAUCACCAAGGUUGAAUGCAGCUUCAAGGUUACAAAAGAUAGCUAUAAUUUAGCGUUGGAAGUUAUAUCUACAUUCAACAGUCCAAAGAAAGGUACAUACCUGAUCUAUGCGUCCACUUUUGGGUCUAAAAUGGUGAGACGACCUUUGAGCGACGCCAAACUGACCCUGAGAAUGUUCAUUUACUAAUUAGGAAUUAAUCACGAUUAUAAACCAAUCUGAACUGACAUAAGCUAAAAUGCCAAAGCGCUAUUUAGUCAAACAGAUGAGUGAAUUCUGAGCCAAAAUCCAAAAACCGUCUUGUUAUAUCUGAUUGACCCGUCCACAAAUUAUAAUCUCGCUGUUUUUGACUCCAUAAUAAACUGAUACUUCUGUAAUCAUUAUAAUGAUUUUUGUGUUUUCGUAUAAACUGAUGCGAAUGGUGGUCGCAAUCAGGCUGCUAGAGUUACCUCGGGCUCCCAGACUAGCCAGUAUCGUAGUCAGUCUUAUCGUUAAACCUAUACAACCGUCCUUGAAGAACGUUGAAAAUAUCUGAUCAGGAACAGCUUUAGGUUAGCCAUAUCUUUUACUGUUUUAAUGAAAUUUGAAGUUCAGAUGUCGGCUGAAAUCAGGCUGCUACUGAGUAGUGGGUAACUUAAGUGUAGCCUAGAUCUACUUGGACUACUCAUUAUAUUAAUUUACUCAUUGUUCUGGCUACGUCGUUUGGGGAUUUCUAAAGACACCCUCUUUAACGUUUGACACCUUGAUUUCAAUUUAUCUAUUCAUUGUUACACUUUAGUUGUACACAAAUGGUAAAACAUGCGAUUUAAUAAGUGAAGUCGCUACUUAGGAUUUAUCAGUGGUUAAAUUCGUAUGAUUAUCAUGUCUGCUUUUUUCUAAUGGACACCGGAUUGUUUUACGGCCUGUACAAUAAUUGUAGAAUUGUGAAAACCAAUCGAACAUUUUAUUUUAAAUAUUAAGAACUUACCUACGGGAAACCUGAUUACGGCAACCAAGAGAGGACUUAUGAAACUUAGGAAUGAACAGAGUCGUGAUGCUACUUGAUAUGGACUGUUUCUAUGUUCAAGUUGAACAACGGGAAUUUCCUGAAACUAAAGGGAAGCCGUGUGUUGUUUCACAGUAUAGUGAGUGGAAAGGUGGAGGAGCUUUAGCCAUAAGUUACGAAGCCAGGGCUCUAGGUAUCAAGCGUGGGAUGUUUAGUGAUGAAAUUCGAGUUCAGCAUCCAGAAGUGAUUAUUUUCAAAGUUCCUGAAAAACGAGGUAAAGCAGAACUUACAAGAUAUCGGGAUGCGAGUUCUGAAGUGAUUCAGUGUAUAUCCGAAUUUACUAGCGAUAUUGAGAGGGCUAGUAUUGAUGAGGCCUACGUUGACUUAACUGGUAUCGUAGAUUCAGUUUUGGUCCAGGAUGACAAUUUGUCAUCACUGCAGCCCAAUCCAGAGUCUUACGUGUUAGUUAGCAGCGAUAUUGCUGAGGAGUCAAAGUUAGAACUUACCAAAACCAACUGUGUUUCGCUCAACGGUGUUGAUUGGAUCCAGUUGCUAGACUCUAACUUUGCAGAAGGAAGGCGAUUAGCUGUAGCUUCUGAAUUGGUAUACCGCAUUAGACAGGCUGUAUUUACAAAAACAGGAUUUAGAUGUUCCGCUGGGAUUGGUCCAAAUAAAUCGAUCGCUAAAUUGGCAUGCAGUCUAAAUAAACCAAAUAAACAAACAAUUAUUCCGCAUGAAUCAAUUCCCAUUUUAUUGGAAAAUACUCAUAUAAGUAAAAUACGUAAUUUAGGUGGUAAACUUGGAAGUGCUGUUGUUAAACAAUUGAAGAUUGAAACACUUGGUCAGCUAAGUUCAAUUCCAUUGUCUGUACUCACAAAAGAAUUUGGUGAAAAAACAUCAAAAUGGCUUCAUGACUUAUCUCAUGGGAUUGAUCAUGAAGUAGUUACUACUCGAUCACUUCCAAAGUCUGUUGGUUGUAGUAAAAAUUUCCUUGGACGUGCAACACUUACAUCAAGUGAACAAAUUAAACGAUGGUUAUUGUGCUUAGCUGAAGAAAUAUUUGAAAGAUUAGAUGUUGAUUAUCAUCAACAUCAACGAUAUCCUACUCGAUUAAUUCUUUAUGCACGUACAACCAAUGAUCCAGGAUACAUUGGUGGGAUAUCACGUACACUUCCGUCUAAUCUUUUACAAUUCAUUGGUUAUGGAAAUCGAAGUAUCAUGAAUAAUGAUGAUGGAAAUUGUAGUAAUACUAGUGAUUUAGAUAACAAAUUACUUAAGUAUACAAGUCAAAUUGAAAAACUUGCAAAUACUGCUUUGGUCAUUUUAAAGGAAGUCCUUUUUAAAGGGGAAGCUCCGGAAAUAUGGGAUCCUGGUAUAAAUUCUUUAGGUCUUUCAGCUGGAAAAUUCUUAUCUAAUUCCUCUACUUCAAAUGCUGAUAUUCGAUCUUUAUUACAAAAAAAGCAAAUAGAAUCUAUAAAAUAUGAUACUGUUGUUCAGCAAGAAUCAAUGGUAUCUAUUCCACCUGAAAAGUCUACAUCACCAUCUUUAGUUAAAUUGUCUUCUGAUAAUGAUGUUAAAAAUGAUACAGUCAACAUUUCACCUGAUAGAAAACGUAAUUCUAAUGAUUCUACUGUAAAUAUUAACACAAAUAAUCUUUCAUUUUUUAAACGUUUGAGAGUCGCUGAAAUCUCAGCUCCAUUUCAUCCAACUCCAUUGAUUGACAAUCUCAAUAUUAGUAAUAAUACUACUACUAAUGAUAAUAAUACAAGUGAGAAUAAGAAUUUUUUAUUAGUAGAAAAUCAAAGUGGAAAACUCAUUUCCAAUCCAAUAACACCACCACCAUCAACAACAACCAAUGUACAAUUGCAUCAAUCAUUAGAACAGAAUAAAUCAUCCACACUAGACGAUUCACCUUAUUUAGAAGUUGACUCAGAAUCACGUCAUUCAACAUCAACAACUUCAGAUUCGUCUAAUUUUUUCAAAUCAUAUUCAAUUGGUGAUUGGAUUAUUUGUGAUAAGUGUAAUUCACGUAUAUCUAUAUGGCAAUUACCAGAACAUGAAGAUUUUCAUAUAGCUCAACGUAUACAACAUGAAUGGUCAAAUAAGGAAGUUAAUAUAAAUACAUCAUUAACAAAUACAAUAAUAACAAAAUCUAAUGAUACUACUAAUUCAAAUCAAGUAAAUAAUUCAUUAAUAAAUAAAAUAUCUUCCAAUCAAAAAUCAACUAAAAUCAAAUCUAAUUUAAAACAAUCAAAAUCAAUAACAAAACAUCAGAAAUCAAUUAAAUCUAAUUCUGGAAGUUUAGAUCAAUAUUUUCAUAAAAUCCCUUAAAAUAUAUAUGUAUUAAUGAUAUAAAUAUGUAUUGUAUGCUUUUUAAAUGUUCAAUGGAUUUUCAAUUAACAAUACUGUUAAUUCUAUUAAUUUUUUUGUUUGUUUUACUAUUGUACUUUUCUGAUAUUUUCGUUUAAGAGAAAUAUUAUGAUUUAAUGCUGUUUCCUUCCAUGUUGUAUUUUUUCUUAGAAUAAUAAUUUUUUUCUUCAGUAUUCUUUUUUUACUGAUGAAUGUUUCAAGUCUUUUCUAAAUUAAAAAAAGAUUGUACUAUGUAUUUAUUGAAACAAAACUUAUGCUUUUUAGAUUCUUUUUUUCAAUGGUUAAGAUCAUGAGUUAGUUGAAGGUAGACCAUCAUGGAAUACCUGGAAGCACUGAACGGCCGUUUCGUCCUAUUGUGGGAUUCCUCAGCAGUGCGCAUCCACGACCUCGCCCCCUGCGAGAUUCGAACCCAGGACCUACUGGUUUGUUUUGAUUCAUUUAAGCACUUCGAAUUAUGUCGCUCAUUUGUUUAUAGGCGC